UACACCUCACACUCCCCCCUUUCAGGCAAACCUGGAUCUCAGUGGGAGAGUGAGAGAGGAAGGCCAUCCUGUCUGUAUCCCCAGGCUGAGCACUCACACACAGAGGGACGAUGAGGCUAGGCUGGGUCCGAGGGCUGGCCCCUUUGCUGGCCAUGGCUGCUGGAAUACUCUACAUCACAUCCAUUAAGCGGGAGGUUCAUUCUCAUGGGGAGAGACUGCAGAGGGCCCAUCAGAAUGACUCGGUCAGGGGCCAGGACAUGCUCAAGAGGCUGGAGAAGAUGGAAGCUCACAUCGAGAAGCUGGGUAAGUCUUAAUCUCCUUCAUUUAACUGUGACUUACCUGGAAGAGAAAUGCCAGUAGCUCUGUCCACACACUGUACCUGGACUACAGUCUGCCACUGUUCUAGAUGGUAGGGCAGAUAUAGAGGGGAGGUUUUGAGAACAAAUUAGAAUCUAGCCUGAGCGUACAUGUAGAGUUGAUCCCAGAAAAAGUUAUUUCACACUUCAGAGUGAUGAUUGUAGAAGGGAAUUUGUUCUCAAUUAAAUAAAGGGUUUAAAUAUGGCCCAUAACCAUUUUAGAAUGCACUUUAAUCCUGUAUAAUGUUGCAUGUUGCACAACAUUUGUUAAGUUUUGAUCUAUCAACUUCUAUGUGCCAAAGUUUGCCGCAUUGCUUACUUUUACAUUUACAAAAAAAAUAAAAACUUUUACAAUAGUUACAUCAAGGUAAUUCUCCAAGGCGGAAACAGAGUUCCGAACAACAGUGCAGAUCAAAAAUUGCAGAACGGCGCAAAGUUCUGUACCCAAUCUUCAAGGAGAAUAGAUUCAAAUGGAAAUGUGUAGCUCUCGUAGUCGAUAAACUGUAUAUUGAUAACCAAAUGUUCCGAGACACAAAGACUACUCCAUGGCUAUUCUAAAUAUUACAAAGUUCCCAUAGAGGAGUCGAAUAAUGCAACACCCAAUACUAGCCAUGGUAGGGAUUGUAAUAAUUUUUUUAUAGAAAAGCAAUAAAAUACAACAAUUGUUAAAGAAAUAAACUAUUUACAACUACACUAUACCAUUCUAGAUAGGGAAUGUUGGAAAAUAAUUUGUAUUAGACUUUCCAUUUAUAGUAUUUAAUGAAUUGAUAAGACAGCAUUAGAAGAAAGGAUAAUUAACGAAAUAAUACAUCUUCAAAUAUAAGGAACUGGAACACAAAAGUACUCAAUCAACAUGGUAGAGACAAAACACAGCAAACAGAGGACAUAGAAGGCACAGUAUGUGGGUAUGUGCAGAUGUACAGUGCCUUGCAAAAGUAUUCAUCCCCCUUGGCGUUUUUCCUAUUUUGUUGCAUUACAACCUGUAAUUUAAAUGAAAUUUUAUUUGGAUUUCAUGUAAUGGACAUACACAAGAUAGUCCAAAUUGGUGAAGUGAAAUGAAAAAAAUAACUUGUUCCAAAAAAUUAUACAAAAUAAAUAAUGGAAAAGUGGUGCGUUCAUAUGUAUUCACCCCCUUUGCUAUGAAGCCCUAAAUAAGAUAUGGUGCAACCAAUUACCUUCAGAAGUCACAUAAUUAGUUAAAUAAAGUCCACCUGUGUGCAAUCUAAGUGUCACAUGAUCUGUCACAUGAUCUCAGUAUAUACACCUGUUCUGAAAGGCCCCAGGGUCUGCAACACCACUAAGCAAGGGGCAUCACCAAGCAAGUGGCACCAUUAAGACCAAGGAGCUUUCAAAACAGGUCAGGGACAAAGUUGUGGAGAAGUACAGAUCAGGUUUGGGUUAUAAAAAAAUAGCCGAAACUUUGAACAUCCCACGGAGCACCAUUAAAUCCAUUAUUAAAAAAUGGAAAGACUAUGGCACCACAACAAACCUGCCAAGAGGGGGCCGCCCACCAAAACUCACGGACCAGGCAAGGAGGGCAUUAAUCAGAGAGGCUAAAAGAGACCAAAGAUAACUCUGAAGGAGCUGCAAAUCUCCACAGCGGAGAUUGGAGUAUCUGUCCAUAGGACCACUUUAAGCCGUACACUCCACAGAGCUGGGCUUUACUGAAGAGUGGCCAGAAAAAAAGUAAUUGCUUAAAGAAAAUAAUAAGCAAACACGUUUGGUGUUCGCCAAAAGGCAUGUGGGAGACUCCCCAAACAUAUGGAAGAAGGUACUCUGAUCAGGUGAGACUAAAAUUGAGCUUUUUGGCCAUCAAGGGAAACAAUAUGUCUGGCACAAACCCAACACCUCUCAUCACCCCGAGAACACCAUCCCCACAGUGAAGCAUGGUGGUGGCAGCAUCAUGCUGUGGGGAUGUUUUUCAUAGGCAGGGACUGGGAAACUGGUCAGAAUUGAAGGAAUGAUGGAUGGCGCUAAAUACAGGGAAAUUCUUGAGGGAAACCUGUUUCAGUCUUCCAGAGAUUUGAGACUGGGACGGAGGUUCACCUUCCAGCAGGACAAUGACCCUAAGCAUACUGCUAAAGCAACACUCAAGUGGUUUAAGGGGAAACAUUUAAAUGUCUUGGAAUGGCCUAGUCAAAGCUCAGACCUCAAUCCAAUUGAGAAUCUGUGGGAUGACUUCAAGAUUGUUGUACACCAGCGGAACCCAUUCAACUUGAAGGAGCUGCAGCAGUUUUGCCUUGAAGAAUGGGCAAUAGUCCCAGUGGCUAGAUGUGCCAAGCUUAUAGAGACAUACCCCAAGAGACUUGCAGCUGUAAUUGCUGCAAAAGGUGGUUCUACAAAGUAUUGACUUUUGGGGGGUGAAUUUCUUGUUUGUUUCACAAGAAAAAGAAUGUUGUAUCUUCAAAGUGGUAGGCAUGUUGUGUAAAUCAAAUGACAUAAACCCCCCAAAAAUCCAUUUUAAUUCCCGGUUGUAAGGCAACAAAAUAGGAAAAAUGCCAAGGGGGGUGAAUACUUUCGCAUGCCACUGUAUUGUGAUGUUAGGUGUGUGUUUUUGUGUUUGGAAAAGUGUGGAGUUAAGUGAGUGAAAAAGGAUAAGGGUUGCAAAUCCCAGAGCCCAUGUGUGUCUGUGAGCAGGGGUUGUGAGAGAGAGCUUUCAAUUUUGCGUAUUUUAUAUACAUUUUAAAAUAAAUUAUAAAUAUGUGACCAACCGGCUCAAAUCGGUCUUAUGCAAAUGCAAAUAAUAUUACUACACAGAUCAUACACGUAAUGUUAGCUAGCGAGCCAGCCAGCUAACAUUAGCUUGCUAGCUAGAAACGUGUAAUAUAUGAAAAUGUAGCUAGCUAGACUAUCUUACCCUUAUACAUGGACGGACACUUCUCACUCUCUGUCACGGAUGCCAUGGUUGCCCUUAGUUUGAAGAUGUAAUCUGGAGACAGGUGUUUUCUCCAUCUCCUUAGCUAUCAUGCUCUAAUUCCACUGAUUUCAAAACUCGGUCCUCCAGAAAGUGGAGAGCAACACUUAUGCAGUUCUACUAUGCAUAUAUAUACAUUUUUUAAAGCCACAUUAGACCGGAUUACCUACACAUACUGACCAGCUCAAAUAGACAGAAGCGUGCAACAUGGCAGACCAAUUCUAACUCACCUCUCGGCAUGUCCAGCCCACUCAUUAUCUCAGCCAAUCAUGGCUAGUGGGAAGGUUACUGUCUUUUUCUGUGGCUAAACCAACUAGGCUCGUAAUUUAAGAAUUGUAUUCGUAUUUACAGAUGUCAUACAAGUUUGUUAUUAAGGCACAUGAAAGUUCACAUGUUCCAGAAGGCAUUUCUGCCAAAAAAUGCAUUUUGAUUUUUUUAAAACAGUUUACGUUCAAAUGGCUCUCCUGUGAAGUAGUGACGUGCGACAUACGCCUAGUUUCCUGAAAUGAGUGACAUAUAGUUUAUUUAUUUAUUGUCCUAUCAUGAUGGAAUGGUCCCCAACCCUAUAUCCUAGACACCCACCUGAGCGACCCAUACAUUAAGGAGAUGUCCUUAUCUGUUUUAUGGGCCUACUGUAAGUAGCCUAUACGCAGCCAAAUCAGAAAGAUGAAUGCGGUCAGAGACCUACUAAAGCAGCACCAACCCCUCAAGAUUCUGAGCCUGCCUGGCAGGGUUGGUCCUACAAAGCCAAACCCUCCCUGAUGGGAGAGCAUAAUAUACAAGGAAAUUCUCAAAGCUGCUAAUGAGAACCUUUACGACCUUGUACCUAGCCGGUGGGGAUUCCGGUGGAGUAGUGCCACCCAGGUAGUGGCAGUGCUGGCAACAUUAGCUGCAGUAACCCAUGGGGAGGGGGUCACACUCGGACAUUCAGAGAGGGGGCAUAUUAUUGUGGCCCUGGUGGCACAAAAUAAUCAAAGGUCUGACUGCACAGAGAUGCUUGGGAAAAUGGGGGACACCAGCAUGUGUGUGUUUCAGGGGAAGGGGGUGUAUCUGAUCUCCAUCACCUAGGAUUUGACAAUGGUUAAUCAUAUCUCCCCAUUUUUGCUCAAUUUUGCAUGCCUUCUCAAACAGCUGCAACUGUAUAGGCAUUUCUUCAGUUGAGCUCUGAAAUGGAACAACUGUUGAGCAUCUGAUUUUAUGGUUGUUUGUGGGGGAAAGGAGGUUGAGUGUGUGUGAGUGUGUAUGUGUGUGUGUGUGUGUGUACAGUGGGGAAAAAAAGUAUUUAGUCAGCCACCAAUUGUGCAAGUUCUCCCACUUAAAAAGAUGAGAGAGGCCUGUAAUUUUCAUCAUAGGUACACGUCAACUAUGACAGACAAAAUGAGAAAAAAAAAUCCAGAAAAUCACAUUGUAGGAUUUUUUAUGAAUUUAUUGGCAUAUGAUGGUGGAAAAUAAGUAUUUGGUCAAUAACAAAAGUUUCUCAAUACUUUGUUAUAUACCCUUUGUUGGCAAUGACACAGGUCAAACGUUUUCUGUAAGUCUUCACAAGGUUUUCACACACUGUUGCUGGUAUUUUGGCCCAUUCCUCCAUGCAGAUCUCCUCUAGAGCAGUGAUGUUUUGGGGCUGUCGCUGGGCAACACAGACUUUCAACUCCCUCCAAAGAUUUUCUAUGGGGUUGAGAUCUGGAGACUGGCUAGGCCACUCCAGGACCUUGAAAUGCUUCUUACGAAGCCACUCCUUCGUUGCCCGGGCGGUGUGUUUGGGAUCAUUGUCAUGCUGAAAGACCCAGCCACGUUUCAUCUUCAAUGCCCUUGCUGAUGGAAAGAGGAUUUCACUCAAAAUCUCACGAUACAUGGCCCCAUUGAUUCUUUCCUUUACACGGAUUAGUCGUCCUGGUCCCUUUGCAGAAAAACAGCCCCAAAGCAUGAUGUUUCCAACCCCAUGCUUCACAGUAGGUAUGGUGUUCUUUGGAUGCAACUCAGCAUUAUUUGUCCUCCAAACAUGACGAGUUGAGUUUUUACCAAAAAGUUAUAUUUUGGUUUCAUCUGACCUUAUGACAUUCUCCCAAUCCUCUUCUGGAUCAUCCAAAUGCACUUCGGACGGGCCUGGACAUGUACUGGCUUAAGCAGGGGGACACGUCUCGCACUGCAGGAUUUGAGUCCCUGGCGGCGUAGUGUGUUACUGAUGGUAGGCUUUGUUACUUUGGUCCCAGCUCUCUGCAGGUCAUUCACUAGGUCCCCCCGUGUGGUUCUGGGAUUUUUGCUCACCGUUCUUGUGAUCAUUUUGACCCCACGGGGUGAGAUCUUGCGUGGAGCCCCAGAUCGAGGGAGAUUAUCAGUGGUCUUGUAUGUCUUCCAUUUCCUAAUAAUUGCUCCCACAGUUGAUUUCUUCAAACCAAGCUGCUUACCUAUUGCAGAUUCAGUCUUCCCAGCCUGGUGCAGGUCUACAAUUUUGUUUUUGGUGUCCUUUGACAGCUCUUUGGUCUUGGCCAUAGUGGAGUUUGGAGUGUGACUGUUUGAGGUUGUGGACAGGUGUCUUUUAUACUGAUAACAAGUUCAAACAGGUGCCAUUAAUACAGGUAACGAGUGGAGGACAGAGGAGCCUCUUAAAGAAGAAGUUACAGGUCUGUGAGAGCCAGAAAUCUUGCUUGUUUGUAGGUGACCAAAUACUUAUUUUCCACCAUAAUUUGCAAAUAAAUUCAUUAAAAAUCCUACAAUGGGAUUUUCUGGAUUUUUUUUUCUCAAUUUGUCUGUCAUAGUUGACGUGUACCUAUGAUGAAAAUUACAGGCCUCUCUCAUCUUUUUAAGUGGGAGAACUUGCACAAUUGGUGGCUGACUAAAUACUUUUUUUCCCCACUGUAUAUAUCCCACAGCUGUUGCUAGGGAGUAAAGAUGUUAGUGUCACACCAGCCUUCGCUUUGGCUCCCCCUCCUGUCCAGCUCAGGCGUUUGGCGUCGCCGGCCUUCUAGCUGCUGCCGAACCUACUGCUGGCAAACGCCCUUCACUCAUCAACCCCAGACAUGUCUCGUCAUCAUUACACACACCUGGUUCCAAUCCCCACUCUAUCACUGUAUAAAUACUCCCUAAGCCAUUUCUCUUUGUCGGUCAUUGUAAAUGUUACUUGUUUUCCUUAGAGGAAUCUCUCCUACUAUUUCCUGAGUACUAUAUAUUUUGCACUUUGGGUACGCCCUGUGCUUUUUUGUUCAUGAAGAUAUAUUUUGAGCACAACAGCGUUUGGGUUUCGUCCUGCUUUGAUCUAUGGUGCUUAAAUACAUUCAGUAGUUCUAAACCUGCGACUGCCUCCUGCCUACUCCUCUCUACACCAGUGACAGUUAGGGACAAUAUAGGAUGAAUCACAAUAAUUGUUUGUAAUUUUUGUAAUGGCAAUCCUGGUUAGAGGUAACAAUCCUUUGCAUGAACUGCCUACAUUAUUACAAAUAUAAUUAGUUAAUUAUGGAAAUUAAGAUAAGCAGGAUUUGUAAUAUAUAGUUUUUAAUAGCUAUAUACAGUUGAAGUCAGAAGUUUACAUACACCAUAGCCAAAUACAUUUAAACUCAGUUUUUCACAAUUCCUGACAUUUAAUCCUAGUAAAAAAUUCCCUGUUUUAGGUCAGUUAGGAUCACCACUUUAUUUUAAGAAUUUGAAAUAAUUGUAGAGAGAACGAUUUAUUUCAGCUUUUAUUUCUUUCAUCACAUUCCCAGUGGGUCAGAAGUUGAUACACUCAAAUAGUAUUUGGUAGCAUUGCCUUUAAAUUGUUUAACUUGGGUCAAACGUUUUGGGUAGCCUUCCACAAGCUUCCCACAAUAAGUUGGGUGAAUUUUGGCCCAUUCCUCCUGACAGAGCUGGUGUAACUGAGUCAGGUUUGUAGGCCUCCUUGCUCGCACACACUUUUUCAGUUCUGCCCACAAAUGUCCUAUAGGAUUGAGGUUAGGGCUUUGUGAUGGCCACGCCAAUACCUUGACUUUGUUGUCCUUAAGCCAUUUUGCCACAACUUUGGAAGUAUGCUUGGGGUCAUUGUCCAUUUGGAAGACCCAUUUGCGACCAAGCUUUAACUUCCUGACUGAUGUCUUGAGAGUUGCUUCAAUAUAUCUAUAUAUAUCUAGUAAUUUUUCCAACAAUUGUUUACAGACAGAUUAUUUCACUUAAUCACAAUUACAGUGGGUCAGAAGUUUACAUACACUAAGUUGACUGUGCCUUUAAACAGCUUGGAAAAUUCCAGAAAAUGAUGUCAUGGCUUUAAAAGCUUCUGAUAGGCUAAUUGACAUAAUUUGAGUCAAUUGGAGGUGUACCUUUGGAUGUAUUUCAAGGCCUACCUUCAAACUCAGUGCCUCUUUGCUUGACAUCAUGGGAAAAUCAAACGAAAUCAGCCAAGACCUCAGUAAAAAAAUUGUAGACCUCCACAAGUCUGGUUCAUCCUUGGGAGCAAUUUCCAAAUGCCUGAAGGUACCACGGUCAUCUGUACAAACAAUAGUACGUAAGUAUAAACACCAUGGGACCACGCAGCCGUCAUACCACUCAGGAAGGAGACGCGUUCUGUCUUUUAGAGAUGAACGUACUUUGGUGCGAAAAGUGCAAAUCAAUCCCAGAACAACAGCAAAGGACCUUGUGAAGAUGCUGGAGGAAACAGGUACAAAAGUAUCUAUAUCCACAGAAAAACAAGUCCUAUAUCGACAUAACCUGAAAGGUCGCUCAGCAAGGAAGAAGCCACUGCUCCAAAACCGCCGUAAAAAAGCCAGACUACGGUUUGCAACUGCACAUGGGGACAAAGAUCGUACUUUUUGGAGAAAUAUCCUCUGGUCUGAUGAAAUAAAAAUAAAACUGUUUGGCCAUAAUGACCAUUGUUAUGUUUGGAGGAAAAAGGGGGGGGGGGGGGGGGGCUUGCAAGCCGAAGAACACCAUCCCAACCGUGAAGCACGGGGGUGGCAGCAUCAUGCUGUGCGGGGUGCUUUGCUGCAGGAGGGACUGGUGCACUUCACAAAAUAGAUGGCAUCAUGAGUAAGGAAAGUUAUGUAGAUAUAUUGAAGCAACAUCUCAAGACAUCAGUCAGGAAGUUAAAGCUUGGUCGCAAAUGGGUCUUCCAAAUGGACAAUGACCCCAAUCAUACUUCCAAAGUUGUGGAAAAAUGUCUUAAGGAUAACAAAGUCAAGGUAUUGGAGUGGCCAUCACAAAGCCCUGACCUCAAUCCUAUAGAAAAUGUGUGGACAGAACUGUGGUCCUCUGUAGCUCAAUUGGUAGAGCAUGGCGCUUGUAACGCCAGGGUAGUGGGUUCGAUCCCCGGGACCACCCAUAUGUAAAAAUGUAUGCACAUCGUAAGUCGCUUUGGAUAAAAGCGUCUGCUAAAUGGCAUAUUAUAUUAUAUUAUUAUAAAACUGAAAAAGCGUGUGCGAGCAAGGAGGCCUACAAACCUGACUUAGAUAUACCAGCUCUGUCAGGAGGAAUGGGCCAAAAUUCACCCAACUUAUUGUGGGAAGCUUGUGGAAGGCUACCCGAAACGUUUGACCCAAGUUAAACAAUUUAAAGGCAAUGCUACCAAAUACUAAUUGAGUGUAUGUAAACUUCUGAACCACUGGGAAUGUGAUGAAAGAAAUAAAAGCUGAAAUAAAUCACUCUACUAUUAUUCUGACAUUUCACAUUCUUAAAAUAAAGUUGUGAUCCUAACUGACCUAAGACAGGGAAUUUUUACUAGGAUUAAAUGUCAGGAAUUGUGAAAAACUGAGUUUAAAUGUAUUUGGCUAAGGUGUAUGUAAACCUCCGACUUCAACUGUACAUACUACAUCAAUUACCUCGACUAACCGGUGCACCCCCACAUUGAUUCUGUACCGGUACCCACCUGUACAUAGCCUAGCUACUGUUAUUUUUGCUGUUAUUUCACUGCUUUUAUUUUGUACUUAUCUAUUGUUUACUUAACACUUAUUUUUCUUAACACUGCAUUGUUGGUUAAGGGCUUGUAAGUAAGCAUUUUACUGUAAGGUCUACAACUGUUGUAUUCGGCGCAUGUGACAAAUAUAAUUUGAUUUGAUUUGACAUAAACAAUCUGAAUUAUACAGUCAUAACACAUUUAUUACAGUGUGAUGAACAGCUGACGUGUGUCCACAGUGAAGUCAAUCAACAACGGGAUCAGUCUGAAAGAGGGGCAGGCUGUGAAGGCUCCCGAGGUCAAGAAGGAGAGGAAGGUGGUGAAGAAGUUGUACCCCAACUCAGCUCUGUUUACAAGCUGGGGUGACGAGCUCUCAGAGGAGGAGCAGAAAGAGGCAGAGGGGCUGUUUCAGAUGUAUGGAUACAAUGCCUUCCUGAGUGACAGACUACCCCUGAACAGGGAAAUCCCUGAUACUCGCGAUCCUAAGUAAAUCAUUUUCCUCAUCUCUCCUCCACCUCUACACAAUAAAUGAUGUAUAACUCAAGACUUCUGAAUUCUAACCACAGUCCGUUGCAUCCGAGGUCAUCCGAGGUCAAUUCCAUCUCCAGCACUUUUAAUGCAGUUUGAUGAAUGACAUUGAAAUUGACAAUAACUUUAAGAGUGAAACAACAGCUUUGGUGAAGUGAAUUAAUGAUAUGAGCAAGACCAAAUGUUUUUGUUGUGCCUGUUAGGUGUGCUAAUCACCAGUACCCCCAUGACCUGCCCACCAUCAGCGUGGUGUUGAUCUACUUGGACGAGGCCCUGUCCAUCAUCAAGAGAGCUGUCCGCAGCAUCAUAGACAAGACCCCCCAACGCCUGCUCAAAGACAUCAUACUGGUGGAUGACCACAGCUCCAAUGGUUCGCCUAAUUGCUCCCUUUUCUAUGCAUAGAAACAUUUGAAAGUAUAUUUGUUAACAUUUAGAUUGAACCUUGAUUGAAAGGUGUGGCUUUCAACUUUUGUUGUGUUUCACUGAUUUGCAAGUUUCUGCUUUCACAGAGGAUCUAAAGGAGAAGUUGGACGUCUACAUCAGCUUCAUCCAAGAAGAGCGUCCGGGCCUGGUGAAGAGAGUGAGACACUCAGAGCAGCUCGGUCUCACACAGGCCCGCCUCUCAGGGUGGAGGGAAGCUGAAGGAGAUGUGGUGGCCAUCUUGGAUGCCCACAUAGAGGUCCAUGUGGAAUGGUAGUCUAAAUGUUUUUUGUUAUAAAAUAUGCUUUUGAAUCCCUCCUCCCAACAUGGUAUUUUCAGUCUGUGUUUGUGUGAACAGGGCGGAGCCUCUGUUAGCUCGGAUAAAGGAGGACCGCACGUUGGUGUUGACACCGGUGUUUGACAAAGUCCAUUUCGAUGACUUGACAGUCUCACGUUAUUGGCCUGCUGCAGACGCCUUUGACUGGGCCCUGUGGUGUAUGUACGAGUCCUUCAGACCUGAGUGGUACGCCUUGAAAGAUGAGUCACAGCCAGGAAAGUGAGUUGUUCAUGAUUUCAUCAUAGGAUGAUAGUCCAGUUUCACAAAUCUUUUUGAAUAGGCGAUAAGGAAAGCACAGCAUUGGGACAAAAAUCUCACCUAAUAUUUACACCUUGAUUAUUAUUUUGCGUUAUCUAUUCAUUAAAAUGAAUGUCACUUCUCCCAGUGUAGAAAUGACCAUGAUUUGUACUGUAUGUUUGUCAGGAGCCCCUCCAUUAUGGGCAUACUAGUGGUUGAUCGCCUGUUCUUUGGGGAAAUUGGUGCUCUCGACGGUGGUAUGAAGAUCUAUGGAGGUGAAAAUGUUGAACUUGGCAUUCGGGUAAGCCCCUCUGCUACAGUUGCUAAAUGAAUGUUUGAAAUCAAAGCAGACUUGUGUUUGCAGAAUUACUUUCUGUUCUUGACUCAUUCAGUUUGAACAAACCAAUCUACAUCCAACAUCCAGACACUUCAGUCCAUAUCUAUAAACUCUUCCUUCUCUCUUGGUGUGUGGUUUUUUCUAGGUGUGGCUGUGUGGUGGAAGUGUUGAGGUCAUACCUUGUUCUAAAAUAGCCCACAUCGAGAGGGCCCAUAAACCCUAUCUCCCCGACCUGAGCAUUACAAUGAAGAGGAAUGCUCUGAGAGUGGCUGAGGUCUGGAUGGAUGAAUACAAACAUAAUGUCAACAUCGCCUGGAACCUCCCACUGAAGGUACUGUACAGAACAAACCAUUCAAAAAGUAGGUUUUGUUCAUCUGCUCCUAUAGAAUAACAAUAAUCGCUGUUAUGCAUGCUUUGUGUUUGAAAAUAAGUAGAUUAGACAAUAAAUAUUAUGAAAACUGUGUAUUACUCAAUGCCAUAAUAAAGAUCAUAGGAUCUAUGUGAAAUGAUGGAGGUAAACAAAAAUGGAUAAUAGGUGGAUUGUUCACAUGGCCUGUGUUUCUGAUUUAGAAAUCUUCCUCUUUCUCACCACAGGACCAUGGCAUAGACAUUGGGGAUGUUUCAGAGAGGAAGAAGUUGAGAAAGAGGUUGAACUGCAAGCCCUUCCAGUGGUAUCUGGACAACGUGUAUCCCAUGUUAGACCCCCUGGGUGACUUGCUUGGUUAUGGAGCUGUGAGUGAUGCUGAAAACAUUUAUCAUUGUUCUGGAAUUAUUUCCUCACCAACUGUGUUUGGUGGCAUUCAUGGCAUCCUUCUUUCAAUAGGAUGCAGGGUCAUGAAUCCAACUCAUUAUCAGGAUAGGAAUCUGCACUUUUAUAACUGUUUAAUCUCUGUCUAUAAAAUCAACAGCUGGUCAAUGACCUGAAGACGGAUCUCUGUAUAGAUCAGGGCCCAGUUCCAGGGAACACACCUAUUGUGUAUGGCUGCCAUUAUUUUGGUCCACAGGUUUGUAGAAUCAUUGCUUAGUAUUUCAGAAUUUAACUAGAUGUGUAAUAUGAUCCAUCCUAUGGCAGACCCAGGAUUCAACCCAUAACACAAGAACACAAUGUAAAGUAUUGUCAAUAGCACAAACUCAGAAAAGCGAAAAUAUCUAUCCUCUCUGUCCAGAACUGUUAUUAUCGAGCCAGUGGGGAAAUCUACAUUGGAGGCAUCAAGUCUCACAAGUACAACAGUAAUCGCUGUCUGGUGGACACUGGCACUCGAACCCCAGGACUGUAUGAGUGCAAGGUGGCCAAGCAGAAGGGAUUCCACAUGCUCUGGGACUUUCAACAGGUGAGCACUCCACAUGAAAUAGGGAAAUAGAUGCUUAUAAACUGUUGGAAACAAGGGAGAUGUCUAUGACAUUUUAAGUUUUUGUAUUGUGAUGUAGUACAGUAGAAUGUUUGCUGUGUUUUACAGGGAAAAGCCAUCCAGAAUAGACAGACAAAGAGAUGUCUGGAGAUUGCCUCAGGGGACGACACCUACUACAAGCUCAUCAUUCAGGAGUGCAGUGGGCAGCACUGGAAAAUACAGAAUCUGAUAAAAGACUUCUGAUACACUGAGAUAGUUAGGCCUACCAGAGACAAUACAGCAGGACUAUAGGAGUUAUGUUGCGAUAAUAAGCAAGUAGGAAGGUGGUAUUUACCACAUACGACUGGUAAAAGUCCACUUGAACGCCCCUCUAACUGGUAAUUACUAGUGGGAAACUCGUCUAUCAUCCCUGAGCUCCGACUUCUCCCAUAUGCUGACCUCUAAAGUCACCUACUAAGGAAAUUACCUUUUAAACAAUAUUUUCAGCAGUUAAAUGUAACAACAAAACAUUAUUUACAAAAAGCAGUCUACAAAUAUGUUUUUGAACCCCACAUUUUUUUACAAACAUGGUAGCUGUACUUAUAGUUUAUGGUUGACGCAGCUUGUUGGCCAUUAGCCAAUCAGCGUUUUUCAACGAGUUCAAAGCAUGUGAAUGCAUCCAACUUGUAUUUACGACUUCACAACUGGUAACUACCAACUUCCCACUUUGUUAUGAACACAGCAUUAUCAUCAUGCUUUGAAAAUCUUAUCGGUAGUUAGCAGUGAGAUGACUUUGUGAUCUUAGUGAGCGGUUGGUUGUACAAAUCUUCAUGGGGACAGAUGUACCGUUUCUUCACAGAAUGUGAAAUGCUAUUCAGCUGUGUUUUCCUUGGUCCUGCAUGUAAAUGCAAAGAAAUAAUAAAUAUCAUUCCUGUAUUUACGCUCAUUUGUGGUUUGUUAUUGAUUCACUGUAGAUUUUUACCAAAGGGGGUCGUACAAUAUUUGUCUGCAGUGACAUAUAGAGCUGAGUUGACGUCCGCCUUACUUAUCCGGAGGUGGUAGACAGGGUUCCCGCGAUGUCGUAGGCGAGACUGGAGACCCCGCUGCCGCGGCUUCCGCUCCGCCUGCUGCCGGUGCUGGUUGGGUGUCCACCCGGCUCUGCACGGCGAUCGUCAGCUGGCAGAGAUUCUUGGUGAUCUGCUGCAGGCUGUGGUCGGGCUGGUUCAGCAUGGCUCCCUGUGUUGCCAAUGCGCUAUGAUACUGUGCUGCCUCCGCUGGGUCCAUAGUGGCUCAGUUUUCUGUAAGGGUUGGUGUGAGGUGUGACCCAUGUGUGGUGCAGGUUAGACAGUAGGCAGUAGGCUGAUAUGGUGAAACAAGGAACUUUACUGAUGGUCCCGAAGCCAGGAUACAAAAUAACGGACUUUACACGAAAAAGAAAGGCAGAGCAAAUAAGACUCCAAAAAACAGGCAGAGAGCCAAAAAUACGAAAUACUAACUAUGACUGAAAUAAUAAAUAAACAGGGAAAACACUUCUCACGUACCUGUCCAUACGUCCCACGAUCAGACACUGAUUAGUAUUGCUUGGCAUAGUGAAACUAGCAGAGAAAACUGAGCAAGGGAACACAGGGAAGUGAGGGCAUAAAUACACAAGUGACACCAAUAGGAAGAUGAUUAGUCCCGACUGUGAGUGAGGAGGUAGGAGGUGCCUAAGGUUGUCGGAGGAUGACACCUAGUGGGUCGCUCUGGAACUGCGACCCCCUGCUGUAACACAUGGCCAGCCCCCUCUCUUUUAACUGUGAUGGCAGUGAGCUAUUUCUAUGGUAGAGUCUCGGUUACUAGGACAUAUAACUACAACUCACAGACAAACACCUCACAGAAGUCAUAGGAGUGCCCAGUGGUCCAUAUAAAAGCUGGUAGGGUUGAGGGCAAAAGGACUGUAUUAAAGUUGGCUUCCUUCACUGUUUCAUACAGGCCAGUAAUAUGGAGUGAAUGCUAUGUUGUUGAUCCUCUGUAUUUUCAAGUAUUGCCGUGGCAGCAUCAUGUUAAUAGUAUGCUUGUCAUCAGCAGGGACUGGGGAGUUUAUACAAAAGGGCCAUGUUGUAUCUUGACUCUUCAGAUUAACUUAAGACUCAGGUUUGGGGACCGAGACGGAUAAAUCCUUUUAGAUGCAACGAGUGUUUACUGAAAAGUUGUGUGUCUUACAUUACUUCAGGAUGUCCCUUUAA
Molecule: messenger RNA, 14536 nt
Organism: Coregonus sp. 'balchen'
Lineage: Eukaryota; Metazoa; Chordata; Actinopteri; Salmoniformes; Salmonidae
Source: the annotation of a GenBank genome assembly